Molecule: messenger RNA, 552 nt
Organism: Armigeres subalbatus
Lineage: Eukaryota; Metazoa; Arthropoda; Insecta; Diptera; Culicidae
Product: general odorant-binding protein 67-like
Exons: 3
Coding region: 1-552 (183 amino acids)
Molecular function (GO): odorant binding
Source: RefSeq, a predicted model, not a curated record
AUGCAUUAUUUGUAUUUCACCUUAUUGCUUUCAAGUCUUAUGAUUUCAACUUAUUGUUCCGGAUAUCAUCCGUCUUGCUUCGAAUCCAGUACAUCCAAAAGAGCAGAUGAUUGCUGCUUACUGCCGAAAUUUUAUGACAGCCAAAUAGUCUCCGAUUGCUUGCCUUCCAUAGGCAACAAUACAGAUCACCAGGAAAUGUAUAAAUGCUUGGUGGAAUGCAUUGCGAAGAAGUUGAACGUCUUCAAUGGCAACAAACUCAACCGUGAGGCUUCAUUGCGCUUGUAUCAGUCCAGGAUUGGAUCGAAUCCCAAGUUUGUUCCUAUUAUGGACGAAAUUUUCGACCAGUGCUACAAUGGAGUUUUAGCUCAGAUGGCGUACGCGAAACCCCAACUGGGGAAGUGCAAUGCCGCACCGGCGAUGUUGCUGGACUGUGUUCAAAGCAAAUUAUUUCUAAAUUGCCCUUCAAACGUGUGGCAAGGUGGCGCCGAAUGUGAUGAAUUGAAACAUAAAUUGUACAAGAAGUGUCCGUUUGCGGCAAUUGCGUCAUUUUAA